GUUCUUCCGCAACACUCAGCUUCGCAGGAGCUGGUACGACAGAUCUUGCAAGUAGCUUCAAACUCUACUAUUGGCGUCGCUGGGGUGGCCACAUAUCUUGAGUCGUUCGAAACGUUAUACGAGCAAGCAGUGGAGGAUAAUAUGCAGACGGCACAGGAAUGCGACGGUCAAGAGUCUGAUGACUAA
Molecule: messenger RNA, 186 nt
Organism: Sphaeroforma arctica JP610
Lineage: Eukaryota; Ichthyosporea; Ichthyophonida
Exons: 2
Source: RefSeq, a predicted model, not a curated record